AUGUCUUCCACUCGCAGGUCAAGGCGCCUGUCGAGGGCAAAAGACGGGCGCAGUGGAUGGGACACAGCGGGUCAGGAGAGGUUCAAGUGCAUCGCCUCCACAUAUUACAGAGGAGCACAAGCCAUCAUAGUGGUAUUUGACCUGAGCUGUGUGACCUCUCUGGACAACGCCAGGCAGUGGCUGGAGGAUGCUAUGAAGGAGAACGAUCCCUCCAGUGUUCUGCUGUUCCUGGUCGGAACCAAGAAGGACCUCAGUUCUCCUGAUCAGUUGGCCUACAUGGAGCAGGAGGCCAUUAGACUGUCAGAGGAGAUCAGAGCAGAGUACUGGACUGUGUCUGCUAAGUCAGGGGAGAGUAUCAGGGAGUUUUUCUUCCGGGUAGCGUCUCUAACCUUUGAGGCCAACGUGCUGGCAGAGCUCGAGAAGACUGGCUCCAGACGUGUUGGUGACAUUAUCAGAAUCACAGAGAGCACAGAAGAAGAGUACAAACCAACCAAGAGGAAACCAACCUGCUGCUGAUGGGGAAGGAUACACUUCACACACAGGACAACACUACACAGGACAACACAGGACAACACUACACAGGACAACACAGGACAACACUA
Molecule: messenger RNA, 602 nt
Organism: Salvelinus sp. IW2-2015
Lineage: Eukaryota; Metazoa; Chordata; Actinopteri; Salmoniformes; Salmonidae
Source: RefSeq, a predicted model, not a curated record